UUUUUCAGUGAAGUGUGUGAGAGUGUGUCACUGUUAGGGGACUCCCAUGCAUUGCAAGUAAUCGGGCAAAAUUCCCAAAACCCCAUGAACCUAUACUGUUCAGUGCGAAAGGACAUCACCGCCAGUGGAGAAGCACCUGGCCUGUGCAGCAUCUGAUGACAGGAGCAUCUUUGCCUCCACGAGACGAGAGGAGUGCUCACCUCAUCCUCCUUCCUGCCACACCUCCUCCCCCUCACACCUCUCCAAGCCUCCUCCUCCUCCUCCUCUCCUCACCUCCCUCCAGACGCCUCCCCUGCCCUGCGGCGCUCUCCUCGCACCUCCUUGUAACACAUCCCUCCAUCUCCUCGUAGCACGCUUCCUCCUCCUCCUCCUCCUCCUCCUCCUCUUCACGUCUCCACAGACAUCCUUCAGCUCAAUUACACCCACAUCUAAAUUUAAUUCUCUGCCGUCAUCUCUGAUUGGAUUCCUGAGGAUUACCUCUCAACCGGAUUGGCCGAGCCACCUCUUCUCCCGCUCGUUGAUUGGUUGAAACGGUGGGUACAGGCAGAGACCCACUGGAGGACGGAAAGUUCAGUUGCCGGGCGGGUUUCACGUCGGAAUUGUUCAGAUCCAGAAAUACAUCUGAUUUGGUGUCUGUGUGGGGGGUGAAAUAUAGUUUUGUUUUUGCUGUUCCUAUUGCUGUUACCCAGGUAACAAUUCACUGUAGCUUUGGAAACUUGUAAAAAGACCUUGGGCAAAAGAAAAAACCCUUUUUGUCAUUAAAAAUAAUAGCAUCGGGAAAGAACACUGUCGCAGUCUCUCAACGUUUUUACACAAACACGUCGUCGCUGUAAGCCUGAGUGAUGGAGCCCGCAUUCGCCAUGGGCAUGGCAGCCAAGCUGCGCAGCCAUUGGGACCGGGCAGAGGGACUCGGGCAGAACCACAACGCUGUCAAGUUCCUGAACCAGGACUUCGAGUCGCUACGGAACCGGUGCCUCCAGAGCGGGGCGCUGUUCGAGGACCCGUGCUUCCCCCCGCAGGCCUCCUCGCUGGGCUUCAACGAGCUGGGGCCGCGCUCCUCCAAGACCCAGGGCACGCGCUGGCUAAGACCCACGGAGAUCUGCUCUCAGCCCCAGUUCAUCAUGGAUGGAGCCACGCGCACAGACAUCUGCCAAGGAGUGCUGGGUGACUGCUGGUUGCUGGCGGCCAUUGCCUCUCUGACUCUGAAUGAUAACCUGCUGCACCGCGUUGUGCCCCACGGCCAGAGCUACGGAAGCGGAUACGCCGGAAUAUUCCAUUUCCAGAUCUGGCAGUUUGGGGAGUGGGUGGAUAUUGUGGUGGAUGACAGGCUGCCGGUGAAGGAUGGCAAGCUGCUCUUUGUGCACUCUGCAGAGGGGAGAGAGUUCUGGAGUGCCCUCCUGGAGAAGGCCUACGCCAAGCUGAAUGGCUGCUAUGAGGCUCUGUCAGGUGGCAGCACGUCUGAGGGCUUUGAAGACUUCACUGGCGGGGUGACUGAGAUGUUUGAGCUGCGUAAGGCUCCAUCGGACCUCUACAGCAUCAUGAGCCGAGCCAUAGAGAGAGGCUCGCUACUCGGAUGCUCCAUAGAUAUCACCAGCACUCGGGAUAUGGAAGCUGUGACCUUCAAGAAGCUGGUGAAAGGUCACGCCUACUCAGUGACCGCCGUGGACGAGGUGGUGUACCGGGGCAACAUGACCAAGCUGGUGCGGAUCAGGAAUCCCUGGGGAGAGAUAGAGUGGACAGGAGCCUGGAGCGACAAUUCAAGGGAAUGGGAGAGCGUGGACAGAUCAGUCAGAGGUCGCCUGCAGAACCGCAGUGAGGACGGGGAGUUCUGGAUGUCGUUCAGUGAUUUCCUGCGCGAGUUCAGCCGCCUGGAGAUCUGCAACCUGACGGCGGACGCUCUGCAGGCCAGCCAGCUGAAGAAGUGGAGCACCUCCCUCUACCAGGGGGAGUGGAGACGCGGCAGCACCGCCGGGGGCUGCAGGAACUUCCCAGCUACGUUCUGGAUCAACCCGCAGUUUAAGCUGGCCCUGCAGCACCCGGACGUCACCGGCCAAUCAGACUGCAGCUUCCUGGUGGCCCUCAUGCAGAAAGAUCGCCGUCGGAAACGGAAGGAGGGAAAAGACAUGGAGACCAUUGGAUUCGCCGUCUAUGAGGUCCCAAAUGAGUACAGGGGACGUUCGGGCGUGCACCUGAAGCGCGACUUCUUCCUGACGCACGCGUCUAGCGCCCGCUCGGAGCUCUUCAUCAACCUGCGCGAGGUCAGCACCCGCUGCCGCCUGCCCGCGGGGGAGUACAUCAUCGUGCCCUCCACCUUCGAACCCAACAAGGAGGGCGACUUUGUCCUCAGGGUCUUCUCGGAGAAACCCGCCAACUCCGAGGAGAUGGAUGACAAUGUCGUUGCAGAUCUUCCCGUUGAGACCAAGCUGGACGAGAGUCAGAUUGAUUCAGGCUUUAAGAGCCUGUUCAAACAACUAGCUGGGCCGGACAUGGAGAUAAGUGUUACAGAGUUGAAAACCAUUCUCAACCGCAUCAUUGCCAAACAUAAGGACCUGAAAACGGAUGGCUUCACAGAAGAGGCCUGCCGAAGCAUGAUCAACCUCAUGGAUACUGACGGCAGUGGAAAGUUGGGAUUGACAGAGUUCCAUGUGUUAUGGGAGAAGAUCAAGCGCUACUUGACGGUGUUCAGGCAGUUUGAUCUGGAUAAGUCGGGCACCAUGAACUCCUACGAGAUGCGUAUGGCACUGGAAUCGGCAGGCUUCAAGCUGACCAAUCACCUAUUCCAGCUGAUCAUCCUGCGCUACACGGAGGAGGACCUGUCCGUUGACUUUGACAACUUUGUCACUUGCUUGGUCCGACUGGAGACCAUGUUCAAAACAUUUAACACGAUGGACACAGACCGUGAUGGAGUUAUAUCCCUAAACUUCUUCCAGUGGAUCUCUCUCACCAUGUUCGCCUAGACAGAGACUGCACUGCAGUGCCGUGGGAAUCCAGUGCCAUCCAGAGUGAUCUACAGUGGCCAACAGAGGGAUCCAGGGCCCUGAUCCAACCAACCCCACCCCACAUACCCAUACCCACCAUCAACGCAACCCCAUCUCCCUUACUGUCAGAGCAGACCGCACGCGGCAAAAGCGGCAGAAGUGAUUUAAUAGCUUGUAUUGAAAAGCCAGCGUGAUAGGUGUCAAAGAUGUCAAAAGACAAAUUGAACUUCAGUUAACAAUAUAUAAUGAGCUAUGAUGUGCUUCAGCAGCAGCCAACAGAAUGUCUCUACGUUUUCUAAGCAUGAGAUUUGGUUGGUUGCUGCCCCUCCCCGAACGAAAGGGUGAAUGUUCCGCGUUUGGACUCUUCAGUUCAGCGGGCUUCUUCAACUUCUUAGACGCUUUUGCUGCCUGCUGCGUGCACCCCCUCCCAUUGUACCAGAGGUGCCUUCUUGUCUCACCGCCUACAAGUCAGUGGUGGUGGGAUCUUAGGUGCCAGACUGUUUUAAUGUUUUGUUUUUUUACACCCCACUACCCCACAUCUACUUAAUCCUACCUAUCCAAAAGCGGUCUCAUGUUUACAAAUGUGGCCAAAAUAGUGGGCUGCCUCCCAAUCCAUUCCUCUGGUUGUUUCCUCCGCGGCCUUCUGACAAAGGGGUCAUCCAUGACAUAUGAUACGUUUUUAUUCAAUAUCUCGCAGAAAAAAAAAUCAGUUCAGACACAUAAGGGAAGGAUACAAAAACAUUACACGUGUUCUAUUUAGUUUUUAUAUGGCUCAAGGAUGGAGGAAACAACUGGAUAAGUGACUCUGUGUCCAUUCGAUUAAUCCAAACUCCCCUCCUGGAGUUGUGCUUGUGGCCUUGUGCUUCGCUGACGCCCUGCUUCCGAAGUUUCCCCGCUGUCAGCCCAGGCACAUCAACUUUUGUGGGACUUCCCCCCCAUUCAACGCCCCCAUUGCAAAUGAGAGAAUGUAGCCUGAUUACCAUCGAUGUUCAAAUCUCUUCGAGACAAGUUGCAACGCUGAAAGUGUUGUGUCACUAGGAGGGCAAAGCCUGGCUAGAGAGAAUGACCUAUAAAUUGCAUUUUUAUGAGAUAUUGAAUUAAACUUCCAUCGUCAAUGACGUCUUGCCACAUCAUCACGAGGCCACAAGCACAAGGGAGUAUGGGAGUUUGGAUAACGGAAUGUACAAUAUGGGUAUUUCUCAAAACUCUAGUGCGCGCACUUCCAAGUGUAUCAGCCUAAUUAGUCACGUCCAGUGAAUGGAUACUCUUUGGUGAACUAUGCGGAGUAUCCAAUCGCUGGACGUGACAAAUGAAGAGUAUCCAAUCACUGGGCGUGACUAAUUAGGCUGAUACACUUGGAAGUGCUGAGAGUUCUGAGAAAAGCCAUUUGUGCCAAGUAGUAGUCUGCUUUCUACUGCAGUCAUUGUCCCUUGGCCUGGAAGAACUUAAGAAGUGCCACAGUGCAGACCAUAGAUGUGCUAUGAAAGGAGCAACCAUGUUGAUCCAGGACGACUAAUUACUUGGUGAUAUCAGAUCCGACAUGGAAACUGCCAAGUCAUAGAUAGAUGUGUAGCAUGCUGCCAUGAGCAUAAGACAGUGAAUGGUGGCCAACUUCAUUAGGAAAUAAUGCAAUUUAGUGAUACAAUGAUCUUGAUGAGAUGAAGUCAGAUGAUGUUGUCCAGUAUUCCCAUGUAUUGGAUGUGGAUUGUAUUGCCUGUGUGUUGAUGCCUGGGGAAUCGUUUUAAACUUGUUUUACUCUAUUGUGUUGUCUUUUUAACAAAAGCGUAGUUUUUUGGGGGAAAGUGCAAAAUGUAUAAUUUUAUACAGCAGUGCAUGUGCCAAACGUGGAUGCAUGGAUAUGCUGAACUCAUAGACAUAGUAUAGUACAUUUUGUAAUCAUUAUGCUGAACUGGGGUGUGUCUCAGUAGUCAUGACAGUGUCAUUACUAGCUGAACAGGUUAGCAACUUGUUUGGUUGCAAUGCAAUCUCCCAUUGGCAACCUACUGGGUUGCUAGUACGCACCCCUGCUUGGUGAGGGGGCCUGCCACGGAUCUGUAUAGGAAGACUCUAUGCAGGUCUGUGGGGGCUGCCCUCGCCUGUGCUGCCCUGAGACUGCCUGUUUAAAAAUGUCUGUUUACAUCUCAGCAUGGAGUUUAUUUUUCAUGGCUAUAACUUAAGGAUGCACUUGCCUAAGUCAUGUAGCCAUCUUUUGAGCUGCACCGUAGGGGAGGAAGGUUCACAUAAAAUGCUCAUUUCAUUGAGUGUGGCUUAAAGUCUGAAACCAAAUAUCGUGGUAUGGGCCCAGUAGUUCAUGUCUAUGUGUGAGAUCUACAUGGGGGGUCUGUUCAGUUCCGGGCUGAAUGUGGGUGCAUGCAUGUUUUUAAUGCUUGACUGACGCUUACUGUGUAUGCCUCUUGGUCCUCAAGACGGAGUGAGGGUGAUUUGUGACCCGUGCCAUCUCAUAUUAUUUUGGAUACAGGAAUUUGGGUGGUCAUGACUGUACUGAGUGGUGAACCUUCACUGUCAGAAUCAGUCAAUGAAUUGAAUUGGCAGUACAUGUCAAUUGAUACAUACAGUCAGGGGCGGAGAUAUAGGGAGGGCGAGCAGGGCACUUGCCCCUGGGCCCAGGGCCGUCCCGUAUUGGUGGUGGGGGCCCUAUUGUGAGCUUGGCAAGCUGUAUAGGGGGCCCUAUAAGUGUCUUGCCCUGGGGCCCUGUGUGCAAUUGUUCCGCCACUGCACACAGUAUAUCACAAACAGGUGCAUUGUUGAAGCGAAAUCAUUCAAACAAACGCACACGCUCUCGUUUUCUGGCGACAUGAACCUUGACCACCCACACUCGGUGGUCAAGACUCGUGAGUACAGUACAUGGGGCUGUCUCAAAAUUGCUUUGCAGUGGUUUCCUCAGGCCUCCUGCUCUCAAUAUGAUUAUUAGUUUUUACUUUUGUAUUGCCCCAGAAAAGUCUCUGUGAGCUGCUUGCCAGUACCAAUGAGAAACCUCAUCGUUUCCUCUAUGAGAGGAGGGCAAGGACUGAGGGAAUGAGGCCAUAGGAAACAAAUGGAGGAACUUAUUGAAACAAACCCCAUAAAUAACUAUACAGAAUAUCAUCAUAGCACCGCUUUUGGGAGCAAGAUUACAGAUUCCUUGUUCACUCACACACAUACAGUGCAAACAGCAUAUUGUUACACCACAUUGCAUGUCAAGUUUCCUAUUUGUAAUGUUUAAUCAGUUUAACAAUGUAUGCAUUAUGCCAUGUUUACUUCAGCCGACGGUGUAUGGGGAUUAAUUGUGUGGUGCCAAAAGUAAAAAAAAAAAAAAAAAACAAGGGACAUGACAAAGGAGAAGAUUAUUUUUUAUCGUUUUUAUGUCUUGUAAAAGAACAGCAUCCAAAUAAACGUGUUUUUAAACAACAUGCUUGUAUCUGAAAAAAUCAUUGUUGUAAAAUUGUGAAACUUUGCUUUGUCUGACAUGUUGCAGCUUCUAUAAUUGCCAAAUUGUUUUUAUGUUGCUUUUUGCUUUAUAUUCGUUCAGCUUACUUUGCCAACAUUGUUGAAUAAAUGCAUUUUUAAAUUC
Messenger RNA from Engraulis encrasicolus (European anchovy), 6549 nucleotides. It is a transcript of the gene capn1, whose product is annotated as calpain 1. The record is from RefSeq and is a predicted model, not a curated record. Gene Ontology annotation, cellular component: cytoplasm. Gene Ontology annotation, biological process: proteolysis. The transcript is spliced from 22 exons. NCBI's taxonomy places the organism in Eukaryota, Metazoa, Chordata, Actinopteri, Clupeiformes, Engraulidae. Gene Ontology annotation, molecular function: calcium ion binding; calcium-dependent cysteine-type endopeptidase activity. The coding region runs from base 843 to 2957 and encodes 704 amino acids.